AGAAGGAGGAUGAAGUUUUGUGCGGUGGGAGCUCGAGAGCACGAGGCCCUCGUUGCGGGCUAUUCGACAGUGGGGAACGCCGGCCGUCGGUCUCAUCGGUAAAAUUAUCAACGAGUGACGUCAAAAUUCGUAGCCCUUAGUCCACUAUGUUCCGCAAAAGCAAGGAAAAGACCGACGUGCAAAAGGCGAAGGACGCGAGGGAACAAAAGCGCCUCGCGUUAUUCCUUCAUCCAAAACCGCCCACACCUCCCUUGGCAAAACGGCCCCCAAGAACAUCGGCGUCGGGCAACCAGGCCCUGAACAAGGAGGGUGAAGCUCUCAGAAGCAAAAAUUACGAGAGCUCCAGCGAAUCGGAUUCGACGACAGACAGUUCCAGCUCGGGGAGCGAUACAAGCAGUUCUUCCAGCUCGGACGAAAAUGGCGAAGCUCCGACGCCAGAGACGCCAAGGACAUUAACGCUCCCGUCAGCGCUGGCUACCCCCCAGCAGCAGCAGCGACUGUCCCAGGAUGUCCAACAGACAAUGUCUGCCCCGCAGCUGCCUGGUCCCAGGCCACCGGCCAGCCGGGAAAUUGUGUAUCUGCUGGGACAACCCGGCCCCUCAAAGGAAUCCGAAAAGAAGAAAAAGGGAAAGAGCAAAAAAGGAAGCCGUCGAAGCAAAAAAAAGCCCUGUCUGGUGCACGGCGAUCCAAAUCAAGCGUCUAAACCGCCAUGCAAAGUGCAUAGCAGGCCAGAGGCUACAACAACCACUCAACCUGAAAGUCAGUGCGACGUAGCAGCGCCAUUCCUGUGGUUCUGUUCGCUGAUUAAGGACAUCAAGGACAAGUACUUCCAAUAAAACUGCCCGCCGAGCGUGUAUUCUGACCUCAUCCGCGUGGAAGCAGCAUGUCUCCUGUCCCGGAUGCUGAACGACUUGUAACAUACUUGCGGAACGAAACGCAAAAGUCUGUCUCGUCAAAAGAAUAUAUAUCGUGAUGUCACAUGUGGACAGAUGUACUUUCAACGAACCCAAUAAAAUCUCAUGAGCACUGCAACGAUGA
Messenger RNA from Ornithodoros turicata, 1038 nucleotides. Its product is annotated as serine/arginine repetitive matrix protein 2-like. Bases 147 to 836 code for a protein of 229 amino acids. NCBI's taxonomy places the organism in Eukaryota, Metazoa, Arthropoda, Arachnida, Ixodida, Argasidae. The record is from RefSeq and is a predicted model, not a curated record. The transcript has 14 exons.